This is a messenger RNA of Naegleria gruberi, 1113 nucleotides long. Its product is annotated as LRR_RI domain-containing protein. Bases 1 to 1113 code for a protein of 370 amino acids. NCBI's taxonomy places the organism in Eukaryota, Heterolobosea, Eutetramitea, Acrasida, Naegleriidae. The transcript has a single exon. Gene Ontology annotation, molecular function: protein binding. The record is from RefSeq and is a predicted model, not a curated record.
AUGUCAAUCAUGAUGCUAUCCGAUGAUUUAUGUUAUGAAAUUGUUGGAUAUUUAGAUUCAUGUACAAUUUUAAAUACUUGUUCUCUGCUUUCCAAACAAUGGUUGGAGGUUAUUAGAACUAGAUCACAUAUUUCGGUUGAGUUGGAUGGAAAUAUUUGUGAUGAGAGAAUAACUUCAAUGAUGAAGAGUCAAUUUUUGGAUAGUAUUCAAAGUGUGAAAGUAAAAAGUGGUAAUAAUAGUGGGUCAAUUGGUUAUUUAUUGAAUUCUCUGUGUUUAAUGAGGAAUUUACAAGAGUUGUAUCUUGUUUCUAAAGAAUUGGAUUCGAAUGAUGCACAAGUAAUAAGUGAAAUGAAGAGUUUGACGAAACUUGAUCUGAAUGGAAAUAGAAUUAGUGAUGAGGGUGUUGAUUUCAUAAGUAAAAUGAGCGGUUUGACCUAUCUUAGGAUAGAUUCAAAUGCUGUUCAUGAUGAAGGAGCAAAAUCAAUUCAAGGAAUGAAAGGAUUAAGAACUUUAAAAGUUUCUAAUAAUUCUUUUUUUGAAGUUGGAUUUGAGGCAAUAAGCCAAAUGGGAAAUUUAACAAAACUUGAUAUGAGUGAAAACUCAUUGGGAAUUGAGGGAACUAAAUCGAUAGGUAUAAUGAAAAAUUUAACAUCCCUCAAGAUUGACUAUAAUCAUAUUGGUUCAGAAGGAGUUAAAUAUCUCAAUGAAAUGAAACAAUUAACAAAGCUUUCAAUUGUGGAAAAUCAAAUAGAUGAAGAAGGAGCCAAGUACAUUGGAGAGUUGAAACAAUUGACAAUACUUGACAUUAGUUUCAAUUAUGUUGGGGAGAAAGGAGCCAAAUCAAUUAGUACAUUGAACAAGCUAACAAUGCUUGAUAUUAUUGAAAAUAAUAUUGGUGAAAAUGGAGCAAUUUCAUUAAGUAAUCUUAAUCAAUUAACCAAACUAGAUAUUAACUCUAAUAAUAUUGGACAUUUAGGAGCCAAAUCACUUGUGAAAUUGAAUCAAUUGAAAGAACUCAAUAUCAGCUAUAAUAAUAUUAAUGACUUAGAAAUUAACAUAAUAAGACAAAUGAAAAACUUGAAGAGCUUAACAAAUCAUUCUCAAAAUCGAUAG